UUUUUUUUUUUAUUUAUUACACAGUACACCAAGCAGUAUACACAAUAGUGCGGUUUUGUGAAUUAGUGUUAUCAUUUUCUUCAAAAUAAUGAUUUAUUUGUAAUCAACAUGCCUAGCCAAAAAAAGAAGGCCAAGAAAAUUAAAACUGAAGCUCAAGCACCAGCUGUACCUGUUCCAAUCAAAUCGGAACCGUUGGAUAUUAAGCCGCUGAGUGCAUACGUUGACGAGCGAGUCGAGCUUAUUCGACAGGCAUUCUCAUGCCUCAAACCGAAAGAAGUAAAGGCACUGGGUCCUGAGUUUAUGCAAGGCAAAUCAAUCGAGUUUAUCCAGGAACAGUGCUUGGACGAGGUACUCGGGAUAUCCACAAAACGGUUGUUGUCAAUUAUCAACAGCACCAAAUGCCCGACAGAUACGGAAUCAUCAUCGGAUGAAGAUGCUCAUCAAUCAGCCGAGCACAUAUCGCUUGACGAAAUUUCAUCGGAUUCGGAAGUGGAAGUGACUCAACCGACGAAAAAUGUAAAUUUGAAGGAUAAAAAGGCAAGGAAAACCAGGGAGAAAGAUUCCAAACCGAAUGAAAACUCCAACAAGAAUGGCGACAAAAAAAAUGAAAAAGAGAUGACCGUUUUGGAAAUACUCGAGCUACAGGCGCGUGCACGAGCGAUUCGUUCACAAUUGGCAUUGGAACCGGUAACUAAAAUAGAGCUUGAUUCUGACCAGGACAACGGCUCAGAAACAGAAGGCGGACGUCCUAGAACUUCGAAAUUGAUUAAUGAAAAGACUAAUUCUAAUACCGAUGCCAGCACAUCCAAGUCGAACUGUUCGCAACCAACACAAGAUCAACCCAAACGUGUGCGUUUGAAGAGAAAUUUCCGCAUUCGCCAGGUUGGUGAUGAAGAUUUAGUCGAAGAAAAGGAACCGCAAACUCCAGAUAAUAGCGAAAAGCCUGGACAGAAAUCUAUUGAAAAAGAAUCAGAAGAUAAGAAAGCUAGAGAAAGAAGUCCCAACAAGCUGAAGGAUGAUGUUAAAGAUUGCACUAGUAGGGAUAGCUCUCCUGAGGUCAUCCCAGUUAUUCCAAGUCCGGAAACGCUUUGUAUUUCUUCUGAUUCCGAAGAGGAAAAAUUACGAAAGAAAAAGUCUUCUAUCUUUGUUGAUAACAUUGAAGAAUUGUACAAGAAAAUCGAAGCCAUUGUGCCAGGAAAGGUACCAACAAAUAUAGUUGAAACAGCUGUGAGUGAAGACCCAGAGGAGGGUGAAAUUUCCGAUGAACAAUUAUCUCCUCAAAGAAUAAGAAAAAACUCUUUAAAAAGUAAUCAGUCCCAAAUGCCGAAUGAUAAAGAAAGAGGCACUGAAAAUGAAGGAAACACGACCGUCCGUUUAGAACAUGAGGAGGAACUUGAUUAUGAAAUUAAAGAGGUAUCCGACUCGGAAGCAGAAUCGAGCACCCAAUGUAAUAACUUGAAUAAAGCGGAUGCUAGAGAUCAGAAGAAAGGCAAUGAUGAUGCUGAAUUGAUUCCUUCUACCAAUGAAACAAGCGAAGAAAGUGAAAGUGACGCAGCUAGUGUUAGUAGUGACAGUAAUGAGAAUAAUAAAAAUGAUUUAUCUGAUGAAGAUGAUAUUGAUCCAGAUGUAGUGGAGAUACACGACUCCAGUGACGAAACACUGUUGGAGCAAAGACUCGCUGAAGAUGAACCGGAAAAGUCAUGGAACUCGCGCUGGUUAGAAAGCAACAGAGUUGCUAAGGUAAUGGCUGCAUCUCGCCUGGGCAAUAAGGUUCGGGACAAACUGAAGAAAAAGAAGAAAAAACAACAAACAGAAAAUCAACAGUCAGAAAAGCCUCCAUCACCAAUCCCGGCAGUACAACCAGCUCCGGUAUCAAAAGCGGUGGUUGGUUCAGUCGAACAUUAUAAUGAACUUGUUAAUGCUAAAAAUUUAGUUGAUGAUAAGGCACCCGAUGAGGGUAAACGCAAUGACGUAGAAAGUGCGACCUAGACUAUGAUACAGGACAUAAUAUCAAUUAUGACACCAAA
Messenger RNA from Topomyia yanbarensis, 2027 nucleotides. RefSeq names its product dentin sialophosphoprotein. NCBI's taxonomy places the organism in Eukaryota, Metazoa, Arthropoda, Insecta, Diptera, Culicidae. The transcript is spliced from 4 exons. Bases 109 to 1989 code for a protein of 626 amino acids. The record is from RefSeq and is a predicted model, not a curated record.